AUGAAGAAACAACAAUUUCUUUUAUCUUCAAUUCUACAACUACUAACUUUGACCCUCUUCUACUCCAUUACCAUCUCAGCACAACUCUCACCAUUUCAACCCCCACAAACAUCAACAUCAGCACCAGGUUUCGAUACAGUUCCCCUUGUACCAGUCUCCCCAAGUGAAGGCCCCACCCCUAUCGACACCAUCCCCAAAACAUCAUCCAUUGACAUCAUCCUAAUUCUACAAAAAGCCAAAAGAUUCUCGGUUCUUGUUCGCCUUCUCAAAACAACUCAGUUAAUAAGCCAACUCAACUCUCAGCUAGUUACAUCAUCAUCAUCAUCAGAUUCUAGCAAUGAUGGUUUAACCCUUUUCGCACCAGAAGACAGUGCUUUCUCAAAACUGAAACCAGGUUUCCUUAACUCUCUCAGUGACAGACACAAAGUAGAACUGUUACAAUUCCACACACUUUCCUCAUUCAUCUCAAUCUCAAAUUUCGACACCUUAACAAACCCGGUUCAAACACAAGCCGGAGACGAUGCCAAAAGGCUACAACUUAACGUAACCACUUCCGGGGGGAGCCGAGUUAGCCUGACAACUGGUGCGGUUAACGCUACUGUUACAGGAACCGUUUAUGCAGAUAAUAAACUAGCUAUAUAUCAGGUUGACAAGGUUCUUGUCCCUCUUGAUCUUUUGCUUCCUGCACAUGCACCAGUUCCUAAAGGAGGCUCAUCUAAGCCUGAUGAUGGAAGCAAGUCAUCGUCCUCAUCGAAGGAUGAUGAUGAUGAAAACAAAGACUUGCCUUCUGAAGCUUCUUCUGGAGGUGGUUACUGCAGUGUGAAGGGAAUGUGGCUGGCUUUUGUUGUUGGGAUUGUUUUGUUUGGUUGUGAAGCUAUGCUAUCAAUUUGA
Molecule: messenger RNA, 891 nt
Organism: Vicia faba (fava bean)
Lineage: Eukaryota; Viridiplantae; Streptophyta; Magnoliopsida; Fabales; Fabaceae
Source: the annotation of a GenBank genome assembly